This is a messenger RNA of Lolium rigidum, 2430 nucleotides long. RefSeq lists its product as uncharacterized. The record is from RefSeq and is a predicted model, not a curated record. The transcript is spliced from 3 exons. NCBI's taxonomy places the organism in Eukaryota, Viridiplantae, Streptophyta, Magnoliopsida, Poales, Poaceae. Bases 1 to 1962 code for a protein of 653 amino acids.
AUGUUAGCAGACCGCCAAACCCCUUUUGAUGCCUCAGAUAAGGAUACUAAGGACACUCUUGCUCCCACAGAAGCUGAUGCCAGUGAUCUGCAUAGUGACGUUGCUUCUGUUGGUGUGACUAGUCCUAAGCAAAACAGUACGAUAGUUGAAACGUUGCAAACUGAGAAUAUUUCUGGACGCUCUGCUAGUCAUCUGCCUGUUUUACAAUCAGCAGACUCAAAUCAGGCUGCAGGCCAAAAGGGGAGUUCAGAAAACAGUGGCUCUAAAACAGUGGCUCAGACAAAUGAUGAUACGGACAGUACACCUGCAGGAAGAUGUUCUCCUUCAGAAGACAAAAAAGAGGACUGUUGUGCCCAUGUAGUUGAUGGUGGUGACUUGGUAAGCAAACACAUUCCUGCUGAAGCUCUCAAUGCUUUGUUAACCCAUUCGAGUAAAGAUGCCAGUGUGGUAGAAGUUAUGUCUAUCAAUGAUGCCACCUCUGCUUGUGAAGUAAAGAAGGAUCCUGAGAGUCAUCUAUCAGUGCCAGUACCGGUCUCUGCUGCUACGAAUACUGGUGAUGACAGUAAGGAAGCUCACAGUGUUCCAUUCACCCAUUCUGAUGGAGAGGCCAGCAUGGUAGAAGAGUAUGCUGGGCCUAAGAUUGAGUGCACCAUACAAAUGCCGAGUCCCGAUGAGAAGAGUACCGAGGUUCAUAGUUUGGUGCAAGUGGAGAUGGUAUCAGCUGCAGAACAAGCAUCUACUAAAGUUUUGUCUGGUGGGGAACAAGAAAUACUGCAAGUUAAUGCUGAUAAUAGCAUUGAUGAGGGUGCAAAGGACCAUUGCCCUGAAACUUGUUUGGCAGGCAGCCAAUCUCUAUGUGAAGUCUCAGAUAAGGACGUUGUCCAAACUAAAGAUGAUCGCACUGAUAUGCAGACUGAAGGUAACAUUGCUGGUAUGAACGCUGCUAACCAAGACACUGCUGAAACCAAAGCUACUAGUGACUUGCCCGCUGCUUUACAACCAGCUGGCUCAAAUCUGCCAGCAGAACAAGAUGGAUUAGAGAAUAGUGCCUCUAUAGCUGCUUCUCCAAAUGAACAUGAGAAAUUGGAAGAAACUUCAAGUGAAACUGGUGGUGGCAAUUUGAGCUGUAGUCGGGCUGACGAUGACUCUCAUGCUGUGAAUUUAGUUGGAUAUUCUCCUUCAGAAGGCUCGGAUGAGGAUUCUGCCAAGGUAGCUGAAGCUGGUGACUUAGAGGGAAGUAAAGAAACUACUCUUGAUGUUGUCUCUGCUAUUGCUGGAGGAGCAGAACCCAGUGGUGGUUCUUCAAUUUCUCGAGGAGCAGAAUCAGAGCCUGUUUGUGAAACUCCUGUUCAUGUGCAAGAAGGUAUUUCAGAAGCUGCUGAUCCGGAGGAUGGUAGCACAAUGGACCAAGGUAGCGUCCAAGUAUCUACAGCAGAACCAGAAGCAAAGAAAGAUGACGAUGCACCUACUCAGAAGGAAAACGUCGGGUUGGCUGCCAUAGAGUCAGAGGCUGUGGAGCAUGCUGGUACAGAACCUGAUCUAAAUAAAGAAGCAUCUAUGCCUCCUCAAAAGGAAACCCUGAUUACAGGAGCAGAACUGAAUGAAGAAGCAAAUACAUCUGCUCUAGACGAAAAGACUGUCGAACCAGUUGCCACAGUGCCAGAUCAUUUGGAGCAUGCUAGUACUGAACAGCCUGGAGAAGAUUUAAAGGUGCUGAACACUCAACCAGCUCCUGGUGGCGAAACUUCAAAUCUUGGACAAGCCAAUACUGAACAGCUGUUGCAAACUUCAUCGGGUGAGGAUAUGGCAAUUACAGGAGCUAAAACUGAACAUGCAUGUGGAACUUCAGAUCAAAAGGAAGCUGAUGUGGCAGCUGAUGAGUCUCCUGCUGUCGCGGGAGAGGAGGUGCUGAACACUGAAAUUGCCCCUGACGGUAAAACUCCCAAGGGUGGGAGAGUCUGAUGCCGCUCAAUUGCCACCUUCGCACUGCCAGCCUCCUAGCACUGACUUGUUCCCUAAUGUUGGAAGUGCUAAAAUGGAAGUAGCUGUUGUUCAGGAGUAACUGCCGUUCAGUGUAGGAACAGAUGCAUGUAAACCAGAUGGAACUGCGAGGGAAUCAACAAACAGCAAAGACAGAGCUUCGUUUGGAUCAUCUGUCUCUAGCCCCAGGUCUUGAUGAAAGUUAGAAGUAGGUUAUGCAAAUGUUGUAUGUAGAACAUAUUGAGAAAAAAAACUGUUGUAUUCAGAGCACCUGUUGAUGCAUAAGUUAUAAUUGUCUAAUGCUUUCGCCAAAAUGCCUUGAUGCUCGCUCUUGGCAGUUUAUCGUUUGUCGAUGUAUUACCAGGUUGCUGCAUUUUACUCCCUCUGAUUGGAUAUGUAAGACGAUGGGUAUUUUCUAUGGUUGGCCAACUUUAGUUUGUAUCUUGUCUA